This is a messenger RNA of Brienomyrus brachyistius, 5086 nucleotides long. RefSeq names its product protein phosphatase 1 regulatory subunit 12A. The coding region runs from base 89 to 2824 and encodes 911 amino acids. NCBI's taxonomy places the organism in Eukaryota, Metazoa, Chordata, Actinopteri, Osteoglossiformes, Mormyridae. The transcript has 25 exons. Gene Ontology annotation, molecular function: phosphatase regulator activity; protein kinase binding; enzyme inhibitor activity. Gene Ontology annotation, cellular component: A band; cytoplasm; Z disc. The record is from RefSeq and is a predicted model, not a curated record. Gene Ontology annotation, biological process: signal transduction.
CAGGGGGCAGAGUUCACCUCGUCGGCCCGCCUCUCUCAUCCUCUCCCCGGAUCAUGAGCUGAGUCUUCCCGGGAGAAACUUGAGGAAGAUGGCGGCGGACGAUCGCUCCCGGUCCGAAGCUGCGAAGCAGCGACGGCACGACCAGCUCCAGCGGUGGCUGGGAUCCGAAACCGACAGAACCGGGACGGAGCUGCGAGAUCGGCCCUCGACGGGCGGAGGGCGUCGGGCCCGAGUGCGCUUUGCCCAGGGUGCAGUGUUUAUGGCUGCUUGCUCCGCCGGAGACCGGGAAGAAGUGUCAGAACUGCUGAAGCAGGGAGCCGAUAUAAACCACGCGAAUGUGGACGGACUGACUGCACUGCACCAGGCCUGUAUUGAUGAGAAUAUAGAUAUGGUGCAGUUCCUGGUGGAGAACGGGAGUGAGGUCAAUCGAGGGGACAAUGAGGGCUGGACCCCCCUCCACGCUGCCGCCUCCUGCGGAUUCAUCCCAAUCGCCAAGUUCUUGAUUGACCACGGCGCACUGGUGGGAGCCGUAAAUAGUGAGGGAGAGCUGCCUCUGGAUGUAGCCACAGAAGAUGCAAUGGACAGACUCUUGAAAGCAGAGAUAAAGAAGCAGGGGGUGGACAUGGAGAGCGCCAGGCGUGAGGAGGAGAGGGUGAUGCUGCGGGAUGCCAUGGCGAUCUCGGCUGGGCGUGGCACCUUGACCCCUCACUCCAUCACGGGAGCCACUACCCUUCACGUGGCGGCAGCCAAAGGCUACAUGGAGGUCAUGAAGGUGCUGUUCCAGUGCGGGCUUGAUGUGGACUGCAAGGACUGCGACGGGUGGACACCACUGCAUGCCGCUGCACACUGGGGCCAGGAAGAGGCCUGCAGCCUGCUGGCAGAGAACAUGUGUGACAUGGGAGCAGUCAAUAUCGUGGGCCAGACUCCCCUGGAUGUCGCGGAUGAGAAUUUGGUGGACACCCUGGAGGAGCUCCAGAAGAAACAGAAUGUUAUGCGAAGUGAACGACAGAAACUCUCCCAGCCGCCCAUCAUCGAGACCAGCUCGCCUGUCUCCACAGCACCCCCGCGGGCACGCAGGACCUCAAUUUCUCGUAUGAGCAGCAAAGAGAAGAUCAGCCUGCAUGAACGGGAGCGGCAUCCGCCCCCACCCCUGCAGAACACCCCCAAUGAGGAUGAGGAGGAAGACAUGCAGGCUGGUCCCCAGGGACCUUCUGGCGCUUCCAGCAGCUCCAGCUCAGAGGAAGACAGCGAAUCAGAAAGUGACGCCGAAUCAGAGAAAGCAAAAACCCGCGAGAUCAUCAACAACAAGCGGAACACCUCGGCCCUCUCUGCGGUCUCCACGGCAGCCAGCGCCACGGCGACCCAGAGUAAAAAGCCAGAUCCUGGGAAGCCCCCUGUGGUCGAGGCCCCAGGCUCCUGGAGGACAUCCCUGCGCAAAUCAGACAGCUCCGUGGCGCUGGGUGGGGGCACCGAGCCCAGUCGCCAGGGCAACAACCCUGAGUGGACUCCCCAGACGAUGACCCGCUCAGCGUCCAGUCCCAGGCUCAGCUCCGAGUCUGACGCCAAGGUACCGCGACCUGGCCCACACACAAACGAGACCAGGCUGGCCCGGGUACCCCCCACUCCUUCCCGCCGACUUUUCAGCAUUACGGACAACAACCCUCCCACCGACACCUCCAGCAGUGGCCUAACUCGUAGCUCCUCCUACACACGCCGCUUCAACAGCCAAUCGGCGAGCGAUUUGACAGGCCCCGCCCCUGGCUUACCACGCAGCUCAUCUUAUGGAAAAAAACUAGACGAUCCCAUGGUAACCUCUGUAAGCACAGGAAACACUUCUGGGCUCAAUCGCCUCAACAGCCUGGUCGCCCAGAGACUUGCUCAGGAACAGGCAGACAAGAGGGACACGUUUUCAACUACAACCUCAAAUGCGGUGACCUUGGCAACUGCAGAGCAGGAGACCAAACAGCGGCGCAAGUCUUAUCUGACUCCCGUGAGGGAUGAGGAGGCUGAAGCACAGAGAAAAGCACGCUCCAGGCAUGCCCGGCAGUCCCGCAGGUCAACUCAGGGUGUGACACUAACCGACUUACAGGAAGCAGAGAAGACAAUCAAGACAGAGCAAACGGAACGAGAGAAAAAAAAGGAGGAGGAUGAAAGGGACACGAAGCAGAAGAAGGCUGAUGAGGGGGAAGUGAGCUGGAGGUCCCGCAUUGCCAACCUCCAGAAGUCAGACCUGCUGGGCCUCACCACCCCUGCCGGCGCCCCUCGGCCCCACACGGCAGACGGAAGAGAUUCCCAGGAGGGCGGCACCGGCCUGGAGGACCGGCUGAACAGGGAGAGAAGGACUCGGGUUCGACAGAGGGCAGCACAGCGGACCGGUGAGAACGAUGACAAUGAACUAAGUGUAGAAGAGGAGGGGGGGGACAGAGGCCCGGUUUCCCAGUCACAGGCUGGCCGGAACAGCAGCAGGUCUGGUGGGCCUUCGAACGACUGCAUCAUCAGCCGUGGUUCCGAAACGAAGGACUACAAGCGGUUGUUUGAAGAAGUGUCUUUGGAGAACAGCCAGCUGCAGUCUCAGCUCCAGGACACGCAGCGGACUGUGUCCCAAACCCGGGCCGAUCUGGACAAGGCCACUCAGAGACAAGAGCGCUUCAGUGACUGCUCUGCCCUCCUGGAGCUGGAGAAGAAGGAACGGAGACUUUUGGAGCGACGUGUGGCAGAGUUGGAGGAGGAGCUGAAGGUGCUGGGGGACCUGAGAGCCGAUAAUCAACGUCUGAAGGAUGAGAACGGAGCCCUGAUCCGCGUCAUCAGCAAGCUGUCAAAAUAGAGGGAAAGCCAAGGGGUCACAGGGAGAGCAAAUAGUAAUGCUCUCUUCUGUCCACAUCCCUCCGGCCAGCAGUGAACUGCCCAUUCUGUUCCGCCCACUCCCCUCUCCACGCCCCUUGAAUCAGUUAUGAAUUGUCCACUCCCUUCUCCAUGCCCCUUGAAUCAGUUGUGCACUGCCUGUGCCCCUUUAAAACGUUAUGUGUUGUCCAAUCCCUUUUCCAUGUCCCCUUAAUCAGUCAUGUACUGUCCACUCCAAUCUCCUUGCCCCUCAGUUUGGCACUGUCUGUGCCCGUGUAAUCAGUUACAUACUGUCCACACUCUUUAAUCAGUUAUGUACUGCCCACACCCUUUAAAAUGCUCUAAACUGUCCACUCCCCUCUCCACGCCCCUUUAAUCAAUUAUGAAUUGUCCACUCCCCUCUCCACGCCCAUUUAAUCAGCUAUGAAUUGGCCACUCCCCUCUCCACGCCCAUUUAAUCAGCUAUGAAUUGGCCACUCCCCUCUCCACGCCCAUUUAAUCAGCUAUGAAUUGGCCACUCCCUUCUCCAUGCCCAUUUAAUCAGCUAUGAAUUGGCCACUCCCCUCUCCACGCCCAUUUAAUCAGAUAUGAAUUGGCCACUCCCCUCUCCACGCCCAUUUAAUCAGCUAUGAAUUGGCCACUCCCCUCUCCACGCCCAUUUAAUCAGUUAUAAAUUGUCCACUCCCCUCUCCACGACCAUUUAAUCAGCUAUGAAUUGGCCACUCCCCUCUCCACGCCCAUUUAAUCAGAUAUGAAUUGGCCACUCCCCUCUCCACGCCCAUUUAAUCAGCUAUGAAUUGGCCACUCCCCUCUCCACACCCCUGUUAUCAGUUAUGUACUGGCCACUCUCCUCUUAAAAACCCAUCGGUGAGUCAUGUCCCACCCAUUCCUCUUUCCACACACCUUACUCUGCCAUAUGCCAUUCACUCACCAUUCGAUACUCCUUCACUUAUGUUCUAUUUGUUAUCCUGUCCAUACCCCUUCUGCCCACUAAUCAACCCUCAUUAUCUCCAAUAUGACCCACCCACCAUAUCCUCCCAGCCCCUCAUUGUAUCCACCCUUUUCCCGUUUUAUCCUACGCUGUCAGCCUGCUGCCCUCUGCUUACAUCCCUUCAAGUGCCAAAGAGAAGACAGUGAAAAGAAUGUCACCCCCUUGACGCUUCGCUUAAAAGGUUCCCACCACUCAGCCUUGCAGCUCCUGACCAGCCUGUCCACAGGUCCCACACUUCCUUGUAGGACCAGAUCCUCCAGCCCAGUGUGCUUGUCAGUAAAGGGAAAACAAAGACCAAAUAUACUGGGGUGGAGAUAAGAAGCUGGACACUCAGUGCCCACGUACACAACGAUUUGUGUGUGCUCACAGACAUUUUAAAGCACUCUCACAGCAAGAUACUCAUUUAAUACCUAUGUACCCUGAGCAACAUGGAUCAGCCGAGAUGGACCUUUGCAACCCCAUUACCCACCACCAAACACACUCCAGGCGCUCUGUCCAACCACAAGCAUCGUCUGCACGACUUCCUGAAGGCUACCACACAACUCAACAUGCACCUUAGUGCCAUGAUGUUCCUGCUGCACACUCCUGAGCACAGCUGGUCAAAGCAACAUUCGGCACACCUGCCAGAACAAAGACUUGUCUGUCCAACACGGCAUUGUUACCCACCAUCAUUCCAAAUGCACAUCAUUCCAGAGGUCGGUGCACUGAACACGCCUGUAAGACACUCACCAUGCACAAGCUUUCCUCACAAACAUCUGACCAUGGACACCAGCCUACCUUAAAUACCCCUGCAGCUUCUGCAGCUCUAUGUUACCCCCCCUUACUCCCAUACCAUCUAGAAUGCACCUGGAAAGUCAACCACUCCCUCCAGCUACCACAGCUUCCAAGGAACCUACAGAAAGGGCCAGCAGAGUAGCCCCUUCCACUUCCCCAGAUGCAGAAGGACAAAGGUUAUUGCACAAUAUACAAAUAGCUGUUUUGUGAAACACUAAUAUGCAAUGUAGUUUUAUUAUUGUUAUUACGAUAAUGAAUAUUGUUAUAAUGUUGUUGUUUUUUGUUUUUGUUUUACACAAAUGUUGGUUCUCUCCACUCCCACCAGAGAAACUGUAGUAUGUGUAUAAAAAUGCCUUCAUUUGAAACGAUAACCCAUGUGAAGUGAAAGUAACUUUAUUACCCUUCCCCAUUCUCCAAGUUAGGUUUUCUAAUAUAUUGAACCAGCGUCAGCACUUGAUAAUAAAGUUAUGAGUGUUUGUA